AAUCAACUUGCUUAAGAAAUAUAACCUAUAAUUUAUGGAAUUUAUAAUAAAUAUAGUCUCUCAAAAUGUUAAAUAUUUCUCUUCUCGUCAUUCCCAUAAUAACACUCUUACUAUCUUACAUAUAAUAUGACAUAGAAUGAACACGAAAAAAAAGGGUUAGUAUAAUAGUAUAAGAGGUUUUCAACACGGUUGAUAAAAUGCGUAAAAAAAAAAAAACCAAUACAGAAACGGCACGAUACGGCAUGACACAUUUGAUGAAACAGGACCAAUUGACCAUGACCAAAAUCGAUUUUAGAGAACUGGUACGGAGUGGUAGUAGAAAAAACUGAAGAAAAAAGAAAAGAGGCGGGUAACCACCAAGUAAGAUGGGUCCCAAAUCCAGCCAGCAAACUCCAACCCACAAACCGUAACCCAAUAACAUCUCCCUCUUUCUCUCUCCUCUGACAUCAUAUAAAUGCCACGCGUCACUUCUUCUUCAUUCUCUCUCCUCCAAAUUUCUGCAAAAAAUACCUGAAUUCUCUCUCCUCCUCUUCCUCUCUCUCAACCGUAGUACUCCUAAUAAAUUUUUUUUUGGUUGAAAUUCAUUUCAAAAAAUUCAAAAAAAAUUAAAAAUAAAAAUAAAAAUUCAGGUUGAAAUUUUUAGCGAGGGAAGCUAUAAUUAGUUUUGUUUCGCUCUCUUUGUCAUUGACGCGAGUUCGAUCCGCCAUUCUCGCACCUUCUUCUUCUUCUCCUCCACUCGCAUCUAUAUGUUUUCUUUGGAGUGUUGUUGAUAGGUUUUGAAAGAAUUAAUGGUGGUUACAACCAUGAAUGUUCCCAGUAAACAGUUGAUCUUUGUUCAUCCUGACGAGCUUAAAUUUCAAUUUGAACUGGAAAGGCAAAGCUUUUGUGACCUGAAAGUUACGAACAACACAGAUCAGAAUGUUGCUUUUAAGGUGAAGACCACUUCUCCCAAAAGGUACUACGUACGGCCCAAUACUGGUGUUUUACAUCCUUGGGAUUCAUGUGUUAUAAGAGUCACUCUCCAGGCUCAGCAGGAAUAUCCUCCAGAUAUGCAAUGCAAGGAUAAGUUUCUACUUCAGAGCACAAUAGUGUCUCCAAAUAGUGAUGUGGAUGAUCUUCCACAAGAUACUUUUAACAAGGAUAGCGGAAGGACAAUUGAGGAAUGCAAACUCAGGGUUGUAUACGUCUCUCCAAAUUCAACUCAGGGUAAUGCUGAAGACGACUCAGCUAGUAAGCCUGGAAGAGGCUUAAAUGCUCAGGGAAAUCAAAGUGUCGAAGAUAAACAGACUUUGCAGCGCAUAAAAGAAGAAAGAGAUGCAGCCGUUCGACAAACGCAGCAACUCCAACAGGAACUGGAAAUAUGGAGAAGACGCAGCAGACAGCGCAAAAGUAACUCUGGCUUCUCAUGCAAAUUCUCUCUUUUUGUGGCAAUAAUAGGGAUUAUGCUCGGCAUCCUGUUAAAACUCUCUCUGUCUCCACCUGCUACAGCAUAGUUGUCUUCAUCAGUGCAGGAAACAGAUUCUUCUCUGUAUCAUUAGCCAUGGUUUACCUAAGUUUCCCCAUCUUCUCUCAGGGUGGUCCUUGCUUUCUGUAUAUUGAUCAUCGAAAUUUGUUCAUUGCGCUCGAUUCCGUCAUCUAUUCAUCUCCUGUGUAUCCUUGCCCUUGAUAUGUCAAAUAGGAUUUACUUGUGGUUUAAGGAUCUAAUGAUUGCAGUGAAAAACAUAGUAGCUUAGUUUUCUUGUCUAUUUUUGUCACUCUAGCAUGUUGACAAAGCAAAUCAGCAGACCUGGAGUUCAAUUGAAAUGAAAUCCUGGGAGUGUUUUUUGUGUCGAGUUGAAUUAUUAUCAGGCAAGUAAUUUUCUGUCA
Molecule: messenger RNA, 1866 nt
Organism: Chenopodium quinoa (quinoa)
Lineage: Eukaryota; Viridiplantae; Streptophyta; Magnoliopsida; Caryophyllales; Amaranthaceae
Product: vesicle-associated protein 2-1-like
Exons: 9
Coding region: 789-1493 (234 amino acids)
Biological process (GO): endoplasmic reticulum membrane organization
Cellular component (GO): plasma membrane; endoplasmic reticulum membrane
Source: RefSeq, a predicted model, not a curated record